AUGGCACAGAGCCGCGGGCGACGGCCGUCCGUGAGUUCGGGCAGCCUCCAGAGCGCCAUGGUCGGUCCCAAGAAGUUUGUGCCCAAGUCAGACGACGCCAUCGAGCGCAUCAAGCGGUCGGUCGCGAGCAACUUUAUGUUCAACUCGCUCGACGUGGAGCAGCAGCGCGACGUCAUCGGCGCCAUGGAGGAGAAGGUCGUGCGCCGAGGCGACAUUGUCAUCAACCAGGGGGACGAAGGCGACUACUUUUACGUGAUUGACGACGGCGAGUUGGACGUCUUUACGCGCGCGACCGGCCUCGCGACGCCCGUCUUCCACUAUGUUCGAGGCAACACGUUUGGCGAGCUCGCGCUCAUGUACAACAGCCCUCGCGCGGCCACCGUGGUCGCCACCACGGACGCCGUGCUCUGGGCGCUGGACCGCGAUACGUUUCGGCGCAUCAUUGUCACGGCGAGCAAGAUGCGAUCGCAGAAAUACGAAGCACUGCUGGCCAACAUGGAGCUCAUGUCGCACUUGACGCGCCAUGAGGUCUCGAUCAUCGCCGACGCGCUGCAGCCCGCGACGUACCGCGCGGGCGACGUCGUCAUCCGCCAAGACGACGCCGACUACAACACGUUCCAUUUCUACCUCCUCGUGGACGGCGAGUGCAACUUUGUCUACUCGGACGACGACGGCACGAGCUCCGUUGUCGGCUCGGUCGGGCCGGGCGGCUACUUUGGCGAAAAGGCGCUCACAGAGAAGUCCAAGCGCGCCGUGAGCGUUGUCGCGGCCACCGACGUCUCGUGCUUGUCGAUGGACGUCGCGACCUUCGAGCGUCUCAUGGGCCCGUUCCAGGACAUCUUUGAGCGCCAGAUCACGAGCUACCCGAACGCGAGCGAGGUUCACUUUGAAUUGCGCAAGACGCGAACCGUGCUUUAG
Messenger RNA from Saprolegnia parasitica CBS 223.65, 918 nucleotides. RefSeq lists its product as hypothetical. Gene Ontology annotation, cellular component: cAMP-dependent protein kinase complex. Gene Ontology annotation, biological process: regulation of protein phosphorylation. Gene Ontology annotation, molecular function: cAMP-dependent protein kinase regulator activity. The record is from RefSeq and is a predicted model, not a curated record. The transcript is spliced from 5 exons. Bases 1 to 918 code for a protein of 305 amino acids. Lineage: Eukaryota; Oomycota; Saprolegniomycetes; Saprolegniales; Saprolegniaceae.